AUGUCGGCGGACCCGGAGAGAGAUCAGGCGCUGGAGGACUACAAGAACAAGCUGCUAGAAUCAAGAGAAUGGGAGGCCAAGCUGAAGGCGCUACGGUUAGAGAUCAAGGAUCUGCAGCGCGAGUUCGAUGUGUCAGAGGACAAUAUCAAGGCGCUGCAGAGCGUGGGUCAGAUCAUCGGCGAGGUGCUCAAACAGCUGGAUGAGGAGAGAUUCAUCGUCAAAGCCUCCUCCGGCCCCCGCUACGUCGUCGGCUGCCGGUCAAAGGUGGACAAGGUAAAGCUCAAACAAGGCACGCGCGUCGCCCUCGACAUGACCACUCUCACUAUCAUGCGCAUGCUGCCCCGCGAAGUCGACCCGCUAGUCUACAACAUGUCGCUCGAAGACCCAGGACAAGUAUCUUUCGGCGGCAUCGGAGGCCUGAACGAGCAGAUCCGUGAGCUGAGAGAGGUCAUCGAACUCCCGCUCAAGAACCCCGAACUCUUCCUCCGAGUCGGCAUCAAACCACCUAAAGGCGUGCUUCUCUACGGUCCACCCGGCACAGGCAAGACACUUCUCGCACGAGCAGUCGCUAGUGGUCUGGAAACCAACUUCCUCAAAGUCGUCUCCUCCGCCAUCGUAGACAAAUACAUCGGCGAAUCCGCCCGCCUGAUCCGCGAAAUGUUCGGCUACGCCAAAGAGCACGAGCCCUGCAUCAUCUUCAUGGACGAAAUCGACGCCAUCGGCGGCCGCCGCUUUAGCGAGGGCACUUCUGCCGACCGUGAAAUCCAGCGCACGCUGAUGGAACUCCUCAACCAACUCGACGGCUUCGAUUAUCUCGGCAAGACGAAGAUCAUCAUGGCGACGAACCGGCCCGAUACCCUGGACCCUGCUCUGCUGCGUGCUGGACGGUUGGACAGGAAGAUCGAGAUCCCGCUCCCGAAUGAAGCGGGACGGUUGGAAGUGCUGAAGAUCCAUGCGGGUGGUGUGGCGAAAGAGGGGGAGAUUGAUUUUGAAUCGGUGGUGAAGAUGUCUGAUGGGUUGAACGGAGCGGAUUUGAGAAAUGUGGUUACCGAGGCGGGGUUGUUUGCGAUCAAGGAUUAUCGGGAUGCGAUCAAUCAGGAUGAUUUCAAUAAGGCGGUCAGGAAGGUGGUGGAGAGUAAGAAGUUGGAGGGCAAGCUUGAGUACCAGAAGUUGUAA
This is a messenger RNA of Saxophila tyrrhenica, 1176 nucleotides long. It is a transcript of the gene RPT4, whose product is annotated as 26S proteasome subunit rpt4. NCBI's taxonomy places the organism in Eukaryota, Fungi, Ascomycota, Dothideomycetes, Mycosphaerellales, Extremaceae. The record is from RefSeq and is a predicted model, not a curated record. The transcript has 4 exons. Gene Ontology annotation, biological process: positive regulation of RNA polymerase II transcription preinitiation complex assembly. Gene Ontology annotation, molecular function: proteasome-activating activity; ATP hydrolysis activity; ATP binding. Gene Ontology annotation, cellular component: proteasome regulatory particle, base subcomplex; cytosolic proteasome complex. Bases 1 to 1176 code for a protein of 391 amino acids.